UUGUCGAAUUUGAUUUGACAUUUUUUUUAGGGAGGGGGGAGUCAGAUUUUGGACUGUGAACGCUUUUUUUUUUUUUUCUGGGAGUGAAAGAAAGCGGCCUAUAUACGGACUUCAUUUCUCAUUCUCCAAAAACUCUGAUGCAGGAUUUCCCCCCGUCCUCAGUCCAGAGGAAUAUAUACACCUUCAAGUCCAAGGAGGCUCGUCCUCAUCCCAGGGUUUUUUUUUUUUAUUAUCGCUUCAUCCGAGGGAAUGCUGUGCGCGCAUGCAGAUCCAGAUGCGCGCAACUCUUUCUGAGUGUUCGGCGUUUUUUCGCAGCUGCGAGCAUCUUGACUUGUGAUCGAGAGAGAGACGCGGACUGCAGCAGCCUCUCCAACCCCUUUCACAUGGAGAUUUGUGUCUCGCUCCAACUGCAAAUCUUGAAAACGUGGACGGAGGGGGCCCUGCUGCUGCAUUUUCUUGCGCUGUUCUCAUCCUCGAUUUCAUUUACUUGAGGAAAAUGCAGAACACAAACACCAGAUGAACUAUGAAUGCUGAACACAAUGAUCUACUCCCUCCAGUCCCAGAUAAUGAGAGGUCGUAGGCUGAAGGGGGCACUAUCCAACCCCCUCUUUGUGCUGCUUUUGGCCCUUCAGAUCCUGGUGGUGGCUGGGCUGGUUCGUGCUCAGACUUGUCCUUCAGUCUGUUCAUGCAGUAAUCAAUUUAGCAAAGUCAUAUGCACCCGCCGUGGUCUACGGGAUGUCCCAGAUGGCAUUUCUACCAACACUCGCUACUUGAACCUCCAGGAUAACCUGAUUCAGGUCAUCAAGGUGGACAGUUUCAAGCAUCUGCGCCAUCUGGAGAUACUACAACUUAGCAAGAAUCACAUCCGCAGCAUUGAAAUUGGGGCUUUUAAUGGACUAGCCAGUCUCAACACCCUGGAGCUCUUCGAUAAUCGACUCACAACAAUCCCCAAUGGAGCAUUUGAGUACUUGUCCAAGCUGAAGGAAUUGUGGCUAAGAAACAACCCAAUUGAAAGUAUACCAUCUUAUGCCUUCAACCGAGUCCCCUCACUUCGAAGGCUAGAUCUAGGUGAACUCAAACGUCUCUCCUACAUUUCUGAUGGGGCUUUCAAGGACCUGAGCAACCUGCGCUACCUGAACCUGGGAAUGUGUAACCUCAAGGAGAUACCCAAUAUUUUGCCUUUGGUUAGGCUUGAAGAACUAGAAAUGUCAGGUAACCAGCUGUCUGUUGUCAAGCCCAGCUCAUUUACGGGGUUAGUGAAUCUUCAGAAGCUUUGGAUGAUGCAUGCACAGAUCCAAACUAUUGAGAGGAAUUCCUUCGAUGAUCUUCAGUCGAUGGUUGAGCUCAACCUGGCUCACAACAAUCUGACCUUUCUACCACAUGACCUGUUCACACCAUUGCAUCAUCUAGAAAGAGUGCACCUCCAUCACAACCCCUGGAACUGCAACUGUGAUAUCCUGUGGCUUAGCUGGUGGCUUAAGGAGACAGUACCUGCCAAUACCAGCUGCUGCGCACGUUGCCAUGCUCCUUCAGUCUUCAAAGGAAGGUACAUUGGCGAACUGGACCACAGCUACUUCCAGUGUGAUGUUCCUGUUAUUGUAGAGCCACCCAGUGACUUGAAUGUGACGGAGGGCAUGGGUGCUGAGCUUAAAUGUCGCACAAACUCCCUGACCUCUAUCUCUUGGCUCACACCAAAUGGCUCCUUGGUCACUCAUGGUGCUUAUAAGGUGCGCUUGUCUGUACUCAAUGAUGGGACGCUGAACUUCACUAGUGUUACAAUGCAGGACACGGGGACUUAUACCUGCAUGGUUAGCAACACAGCAGGCAAUAUUUCUGCUUCUGCUGUGCUCAAUGUGACUUCUAUGGAAAACAAUGGGGUGACCUAUUUUACCACGGUCACUGUGGAGACCAUUGAGCCCCCAGAAGUUGAUAGCCAAACGCCACUUCCCCCUUUUGGCUUCCCCCAUUUGUCAUCAACUACAAAGGGUACUCCUGUUUCAACAAGGACCACAGAGCGGACUUACACCAUAACAGUUCCUGAUCAGGAUAUAGAAGGAGCCCUCAAUGGCCUGGAUGAGGUAAUGAAAACAACCAAGAUUAUCAUUGGCUGCUUCGUCGCCAUUACACUCAUGGCUGCUGUUCUGCUGGUUAUUUUCUACAAAAUGAGAAAGCAGCAUAACCAACAGGACCCAGAUGGCCCUGCCUCCUCGAUGGAGGUCAUUACUGUAGAAGAAGAGCUUGCAGGUGUUGCUGCUAUGGAGAGGCACAUACCGCUCCCCCCUCUGGAGCACUACAACCACUACAACACCUAUAAGAGCACUUACCACCAUCCCCCUAUGCUCAGUACCAUACACAGCUCAGCAACACAGGAACCGUUACUGAUUCAAGCCUGCUCAAAAGACAAUGUGCAAGAGACCCAAAUCUGAUCUUAAAUUUGACUACAUAUCGAGUAUUUCCAAUAUAGCACUUGGAAUACUAUGGACCAAAGCAUUAAGAUAAAAGAAAUAAAAUGCUGUUGACUUGACAGUUGAUGUCAAUCACAGCACUUAAUCAGUGUUUGGCAAAGGGACGAUAUGUGAUACUUUAAAAAAGUGUCUUUACAAAAACAAAGAUUAUUUAUUUAAAAUAUGUCUAGUGGCUAAAUGAAGAAAAACAAUUUGUGAUAGCUUUUUAGCAAAUUUUAUUUCUCUAUCUCUGUGUAAUUCUGUACAAGGGAAAGAAUGGUUUAUUAAAAGUGGAUGUAAAAGGAAGCUAAUGCAGUUCGUGACACCAUUGUAGAUUUUGUCCUUGUGGUAGUUUUGCAAAAUCAUUAAUCUAACAUUUUGAUUAACCUAAAAAUAAUGUAGUUUAUUGAAGUUUAUAUUUUGACUGCUUCAGUCUGUUUUGCAAAUUGGUCAGACCACGUCCACCAUGGACUAAGCUUGGAAGACAUCAAACAAAAAACAGGGGAUAUUUCCUCACCAUCAUAUUCAAACUGUCAGUCACAUAAGAUUAUAUCUUAUAAUGACACAGCUCUGGAUGAUAUCAGAGUGAAACCAGCAUGCCUGCAGAGCAAAGCUGCCAAAUGAGUAAAUGUGCAUUUCCCCUGUGGCUCCUAAACAUCAGCCAUACAUCCUUCACUUUAAUUAAGAUUAAGGUCUUGCUCCCACUCCUCGUCCUCCUGUUUCUCUGCACUCAACCUGUUUUUUAUAAUCCUCUUCUCUUCUUCCAUCUCUGAAUUCUCGUUUUUCACAGUCAACACUCUUCCAGCAUUCUCUCCGCUGUUUUUGUCCUCCAUGUUUUCUCUCCAUCACUGAUCCCAGACAUUUUCCUCACCCAUCGCGAUGUCUCAUCUUUCUAGCUUUAUCCACAGGUGUGUGCCAUGCAAUGGCAAAAUAUUGCUUAUGAAAAUGAAGGGUAGUGUAAGGCUGUGGUCUGUAGCCUCCCUGUUAACCCGGUAAUGAUCUACGUCAGCUUGGUGUCGCACUACCUUGCCAUCACCCCAGGGUCACACGAGCUCAGGCACUGAUAGUCCAUCUGUUAGAACAGAUAAAAAGGCAAAUGAGGCUGCUUCGUAAUGUAGUGUGACCCUGUCAGACAAACCCAGACAGGGCUUACAUAGUCACUGAGGCAGCUAGGGACCUGCAAGAAAAUAAGGGUGAAUGGGUUAUAGCUGAUGAAUCUAUAUCAGCAGUUCAUUUUCAGAUUAACCGAGGGACGCUGAUAAGAAAACACUAUGAGCCUUUGUGCCUAACAUCUAACAAGGAGGUAGAGGCUUUUGAUAUUUAAGAGACCCCUGCUCAGUCUCAUUUUUAUUUGAGGAAAAAAAAACCAGACACUUUGAUGUUGCAUCAUUUAAACACCAUCAAAACCUUGCUUCUCCUCCAGUCUGUUUACGUGCUGCUUUUUUCAUUUAGCCUGUCAAAGAGGAUGGCUUUAGGAAGUGGAAGGUAGCCCUGAAAAGGAUAGAAUGGUGGUUGGUGGGGAGGUCAGAGCCACAACAAUCAUGAGGGGUCUUCAAACAGAUAUAUUGCAGAUAUAAGAGGAGAGAAGUGGAAAAAUAGAUAAGAAAUAAGGAGGUAAAACUAGCCAUCAGCUAGUCGCCAUGGAAACAGUGACCUUGUGCAGAAAGUAGACAUGCUUUCCACUUUGGUCUCUGUGCAACAAGCAUAUUUUAAUUUACCAAUGGCCAUUUCACAAAUGGGGUCGAUUAAAAACAAAACUGACUUAAUGCAAGCUGUACGGACAAAUUCGGGUUUUGAUGGGAUUUGACCUACACAUGACAUCUCUGACAAGAAAGGUUCGGUUUGAGUUAUUUAUAAUGAAUCACCUCAUAAUAUGAAAAUUUAGCCUUCUUCACUCUCAUUCCUGGGAGGACUGCUACCACAGCGUAAUGCUGAAUAAAUAUCCCUAACAAAAUCUAACUACCAGGCAGUCUCCUAAACUCAUCUGUGUGUCUUGUACAACAAUGGAAUGGUGAACAAAUGAGAUGGAAGCAAAAUGUGCAUUUAAAGACUGGUCAUGUCUGGCAAAGACUGAUAAAACUGUAAAUGGAGCAAGAGCAGCUGAAACACCAACUUAGACACCACCAGCCCUUCAAAACCGCAUUAUGAAUGACAAAAAUAGCAAUGUCUGUGAGUAAACCAUUCUUUCCCUUUUCACUGUUUUCUUUUUUUUAAGUGCUCAGUUCCUUUUCAAUGCUUUUGGUGGCUUAAUGAUUCAAUGUUAAUGCUGGCUACAGUGGAAAAAAAAGUUCAGAUUUUUUUUCUAUAUAUAUUUGGGGGUUGUGAGUUAUUGAAAUUGAAAGGGAUAAUUGUGUAUUGAUAUUUGCUUUUUUGAAGGUUGGUUUAUGUGCAGGGUGGGGUGACAGGGGUGGAGAGGGGCGAUAUUUGAGCUUUGGAAUGGAAUUGAAUGCAGACUGACAUGCAGAAUGUUGGACUUGAAAUACCAGCAGACUGAGCUUGAUUUGCUUGAUUCGUGAGCAAAAUCCUUAGCCAAGGUGAUCAAAUUAUUGUGUGUUAUU
Messenger RNA from Cololabis saira (Pacific saury), 5002 nucleotides. RefSeq names its product leucine rich repeat containing 4C, genome duplicate b (gene lrrc4cb). Gene Ontology annotation, molecular function: cell-cell adhesion mediator activity. The transcript is spliced from 2 exons. Gene Ontology annotation, biological process: synaptic membrane adhesion; modulation of chemical synaptic transmission; regulation of axonogenesis. Lineage: Eukaryota; Metazoa; Chordata; Actinopteri; Beloniformes; Belonidae. Gene Ontology annotation, cellular component: glutamatergic synapse; postsynaptic density membrane; plasma membrane. The record is from RefSeq and is a predicted model, not a curated record. Bases 528 to 2426 code for a protein of 632 amino acids.